CCUUAAGAAAUAAGAACGUAUAUAUAUUUAAAACCAGGCCUGACUUGUUUACUAAGAUUCAUAUCUCCCAAAAUAAACAUUAUUUCUGGUCCAAAAUCUAAAUUGUCUUCAUAUGUAGCCAAGUAACCAAACCGAUCUUCUCGACCGGUUGAAUUUUUCUAACACGCUAACAAAUAUCUUCUUACAUGUUAACAAGUAAGCAGCGACCAUUUUAUUUAUAAAAAUCUCUUAUCCCACGGACCAAACAACAACCUUUUAUGCAUCACAUCAAAUCCUUACAAAAUGGCCCUUUGCUCCCAUUUUCUUGCACUUUUUGCUCUCAUCUUCUUUUCCGUCAAAAUUUCUUGUUCUUCGGCUAGUGGUAAUGGAACUUCCGGUCAAGAGCCGCCAUCUUUGGUGGUUCCAGUUGGCGUUGUCCUUGACUUGAGCUCGUCCUUGGGUUCCAUGGCAGCUUCGUGCAUGAAAAUGGCCGUCUCGGAUUUUUACUCGACACGUUCAGACUAUAGGACGAGGCUCAAGCUUCACAUUAAGAGUGUGGAUAGUGUGGUUGAUGCUAAUUUUGCAGCUGUGGAGCUAUUGAAGAAAGAACAAGUAGACGGGAUCAUAGGUCCACAAGAAUCAACACAAGAAACAUUCUUCGCAGAGCUCGCCCAAAAAACCCGCGUCCCCACAAUAUCCUUCACUUCAACUAUCUCCACUUUACCCUACAACAAUUACUUCUUCCGUACAACACCGGACGACGCCGUGCAAGCCCAAGCCCUUGCCGCCAUUAUCCGCGGCUUCGAAUGGCCCGAAAUCGCCGUUUUAUACGAAGACACCCAAAGCACCGAUCGCUUUCUCUCCCAUCUCAACCGAGCCCUCCAAGAGUCCGAAAUCCGGCAGGCUUACUCUGUCCCGAUCGCCACCUCAGCCGACAGCAGCCGUAUUCUCAGAGAGCUCAACAGGUUCGGGACGAGGCAGACUCGGGUGUUCUUGGUCCACAUGGGCCCGUCCCUCGGCCACCGGUUCUUCGACCUCGCCAAACGGGCCGGGCUCAUGAGCCCGGGCUACGCGUGGCUCGUCACCUACAGUUUAUCCGUCUUCUUGGGCUCCGCGGGCCCCGCGGCCCGCGACUCUAUGGAAGGGGUCCUCGGCGUGCGGCCCCAUGUCCCGCGCUCGGAGGCCCUCCAAAACUUCCGAGAGAGGUGGAGACUACGGGACGCGACCGCGGAGGAACUCAACGUGUACGGUCUUUGGGCGUACGACGCCGUGACCGCGCUCGCGACGGCGGCCGAGAGGGCCGUUUCGGUAAAUUCCUCGCUCUCGAAUUCUUCCGGAUUCGGCUCGCGAAUUCUCGAACAGCUGUCGAGUGUAGAGUUCCGAGGAUUGAGCGGAGAGUUUAGAUUAGUCGACGGGAAGUUGAGUCCUUCGCCGGUCGAGAUAUUUAACGUGAUCGGGUCUGGGGAGAAAACGGUCGGGUAUUGGACGCAAAGCGGAGGAUUAGUACGGGAGUUGGUGAGCCCGUCGGGCGGGAAAACUAGUGGUUACUCGACUUCGGCGAAGGGACUAAAAAACAUCAUGUGGCCGGGAGAUUCGGUCACGCGUCCCAAGGGUUGGGCUAUCCCGAAGCUCAGGGUCGGAGUUCCUUGUAAGCUUGGAUUCACGGAGUUCGUCAAUGUGGCAGUUGACCGCAAAACGAAUCGUACAAACGCGACUGGAUUUUCGGUCGACAUUUUCCUUGCCACGUUGGAUUUGCUCCCGUUUCCGGUCGAUUACGAGUUUUCUUACUAUAAUGACACGGAGCACGUGAAUUGGAGUUAUGACGACAUGCUGCACAAGAUACCUCAGGAAUUUGAUAUGGUAGUUGGGGAUACAACGAUUUGGGCUCCGAGAGCAAUAGGUGUUGAUUUUUCGCUCCCGUAUUCUGAAUCAGGAGUCAUCCUAGUCGUUAAAAAUCGAAAGCCGUUUGACAUGUGGAUCUUCGUAAGGCCCCUGAGGUGGGACCUUUGGCUGGCGAUUAUUUCAGCUUGUAUUUUAAUGGGAAUCGUACUCCGCAUAUUGGAACACCGUGUGGCUAGGGAGGACUCGGAUUCCUUAAGAACACACAAGAAUCGACUCGGGAUGAUACAUUUGUCUCCGGUGGCAGUUCUUGCUUUUCCUGAAAGGAAUAUGGUUUCGAACAACUGGUCCUUUCUCGUGUUGGUGUGCUGGCUUUUCACAGCGUUCAUACUGAUGCAGAGCUACACUGCCAACUUAUCUGCUAUUUUAACGGUCGACCAAUUGAAGUUUGCAUUUUCGGACAAUUAUUACAUAGGUUAUCAGGAAGGUUCGUUCAUGAAGCGUUUUUUGACUCAGCAGCUGCAUAUUAGCGAGUCGAGGCUCAGGAGUUAUGGGUCGGCCGAGGAAUACCAUAAAGCUAUGUCCUUGGGAAGCAAAAAAGGGGGCAUAGACGCCGUAUUUGACGAGAUUCCUUACAUGAAGAUUUUGAUCAACAAAUACGAUUCUCUGUACAAGAUGGUCGGGCCAACCUACGUAACCGGUGGAUUCGGCUUUGCCUUUCCUCUGGGCUCCCCUUUAGCCGCACAUUUUUCGAAAGCAAUCCUCGACGUUACUCAAGGGCCCAACAUGACUGCCAUUGAACAGAAAAAUUUCGGGCCCGGUUACUCUUCGCAGGACCCGCUUUCCCCGACUAUCUCACAAGAGACAUCCAGCCUGUCGCUCUAUGAUUUUGCGGGCCUCUUCAUAAUCGUGGGAUCAGUAACUUUACUUGCUCUGUUUUGUUCCGAGACAGCAAUAGGAAGGAAAUUGACACGACAAACAGAGCGUUUUAUCCACCGUUGCUUCUUCUUCAAGGCUCCGAGAGUUGAAUCGAUGGAGGAUUCAAGUGUAGAUGGGAAUUCAGCACAUGGUGUUGUUGAUGGCAGUGAACGAGCUCCGGAUAAUGUUAAUGAACAGUUUUAUGAGGAAGGCUUAGAUACACGUGUUAGUGAGGAAAUUCAAGAAACAAUGUCGACUGGCGAAACUCUUGAAGCUCGGGAUUUAGUGACAAGAGUCGAGAGUAAUGGGGAGAGGACAAUGUAAGAAAUUGAUCUUUGGACAAAAAUGUGGUUCACAAAAUCCAGUUCUUACAAGUUUUUCCAAAUUUCAUUUUCUAAUUUUCGAUCAUUUUACAUAGUUUACUUUCGAAAAUUUGACAUCACAAAUCCUACAGUUUACUUUCGAUUCAAUUGUUGAAAUCUUUCCUGUGAAAAGAAAAAGGCAGAAGUCUGAUUUAAUCCAAAUUGUCCAAGAUAAC
This is a messenger RNA of Striga asiatica, 3274 nucleotides long. Lineage: Eukaryota; Viridiplantae; Streptophyta; Magnoliopsida; Lamiales; Orobanchaceae. The record is from the annotation of a GenBank genome assembly.